This is a messenger RNA of Haplochromis burtoni (Burton's mouthbrooder), 3617 nucleotides long. RefSeq names its product myosin, light chain kinase 5 (gene mylk5). Gene Ontology annotation, biological process: protein phosphorylation. NCBI's taxonomy places the organism in Eukaryota, Metazoa, Chordata, Actinopteri, Cichliformes, Cichlidae. Bases 101 to 2716 code for a protein of 871 amino acids. The record is from RefSeq and is a predicted model, not a curated record. The transcript is spliced from 18 exons. Gene Ontology annotation, molecular function: ATP binding; protein binding; protein kinase activity.
AAGUAACCCUGUAUAUGCCGCCAAUAUGCCAAUGAGCUUUGCUGCAAGAGUGAGCUGCUACUGCUAGACAUGAUGACUUUGAAUCAGCUGAAGACAGAAGAUGUUAAAAUCAGACAUGAAUAGUGAUGGCAGCAAACAGCGUUUUGUGUCGACCUUUAAAAUGCGCAUCAAGGCCCCCGGUCCAUCACCUGCAUCUGAGAACGGGCCAGGAGUUGUCGGCACAAGGACCUCAGUAAAAUGUACUGAUGCAGGGUCUAAACAUCUGGAUCCACCUGUCUUCAUACAGCCUCUGGAGGACUGCUGUGUAGAUGAAGGGACUGACAUUAGGUUACGUGGAGUUCUCAAAGGAAGUCGACCGAUCAAAAUAUCGUGGCUGCACAAUGGUGAAGUGGCCCGUUUCGGGAAGGCUUCCUUCAAUGGCAGGGAGGCCAGUUUUGUUGUGAGGGAGUGCUUACCAGAAGACGCCGGUGCCUACACCUGCUUGGCAGAAAGCAGCGCAGGGAAGACAUCUUGCAGUGCUGCUGUGGUUGUAAGAGACUUUGAAAGUAUCUGUGGCGUGCAGAAUCGCGCUUUAAAGACUCCCACUUCUCCAUCCAAAAGUGUAAUGGGAAAUGGAACGUUACCGCAGACUCCAAAAGAUGAGCUACACAAAUUCAAAGGAUCUAUUUGUAUGUCUCCUACAGGCUCUGAUAGGCAGAGCCCAGUCUCAUCUCCAAAAGAAGUCGUCCCAAAGAAGCGAGCCAACUCAAGGAUAGGCCGAUCGUUAUGUUUUGAAAACCCACCGCAGCACGUGGAGGUGAAGGUGGGACAAACCGCCAGGCUGACGUGUAGUUUUACUGGAAGCCCUCCUGUAGCAUCUUGUUGGAUCAGAAACAAAGAACAGAUAGUGGACGGCCUAGAGCUAAGGACAGAAAAUACUAAUCGGAGUAGUACGCUGGUUAUAGAAGAGGCUAAACCCCAGCACACAGGUCGCUACACCAUUGUAGUAAAAGACCGAAAGAGCUCAGCAGAACACACAAUCACCCUUUCUGUUAUAGAGAGACCACAACCUCCUGCCUCCAGUCCAGUGAUCUCCCUUGUCUCCUCAUCCAGUCUUGUGCUAUCCUGGUCAGGCCCCUGCUAUGAUGGCGGCAGUGCCAUCCUUGGUUAUGUCGUUGAAGUAAAUAACCAAGGAAGUGCUGAGCCUGAGGUUUGGAGAGAGCUAACAAGCGAGUGUAAGAGUACCUCAUACAAAGUUUGUUCUGGGCUUCAGCCACAACAGGAACACUGCUUCAGAGUAAAGGCCUAUAACGUAGUAGGACUAAGCGAGCCAGGCCCAGUGUCACCAGUGGUGAGAAUGGAGGAAAGAGACAAGAUAAAAGAAGAAGAAGCCCCUCAGAUGUAUACCACUGUGUCUGUUGACUCUUCCCACAAAGUUACGGAACACUACGAUAUGCAGGAGAAACUUGGAAUGGGAAAAUUUGGGAUGGUGUACAAGCUCAUCCACAAAGAGACAGGACGUGUGUGCGCUGGGAAGUUCUACAAAGGACGCCGUGCCAAGGAGAGGGAAGCCGCUCGUAAGGAAAUAGAGCUGAUGAAUUACCUCCACCACCCCAAACUGGUUCAGUGUCUGGCAGCAUAUGAUCACAAGUCUGAAAUGGUCAUGGUGAUGGAGUUUAUUGCAGGUGGCGAACUCUUUGAACGUAUUGUGGAUGACAACUUUGAGCACACGGAGCCUUCAAGUGUGCACUACAUGCAGCAGAUCCUGGAGGGGAUUGCCUACAUGCAUCAGCAAAACAUUAUCCAUCUGGACCUCAAACCUGAAAACAUCGUAUGUGUUGACACCACAGGCACCUCCAUAAAGAUCAUCGACUUUGGCUUAGCCAGUAGAAUAGAUCAAAACACACCUCUGAAAGUGAUGCACGGGACUCCAGAAUUUGUGGCCCCGGAAGUGAUCAACUAUGAGCCUGUGGGUUUGGGGACUGAUAUGUGGAGCAUUGGGGUGAUCUGCUACAUACUGCUCAGUGGGGAAUCUCCGUUCCAGGGAAACAGUGAUGCAGAGACCCUGGCCUUGGUCACAGCUGCUCAGUGGGAGUUUGACGAGGAGAGCUUUGACGAGAUAACAGAGGAGGCUAAAAAUUUCAUAAGCUCCCUGCUCAGCAAAGACCCGAGGCGUAGGAUGACCUGUGAACAGGCCCUUGCCCAUCCCUGGAUGGCUGCAUUUAAGUCUAAAGAGCUCACUCUCACCAAGAGUCUGUCCAAAGAGAAGAUGAAGAGGUUUUUGGCUAGACAGAAGUGGAAGAAAGCUGGCAAGGCCAUGUUAGCACUGAAGAGAAUGGCUCUGCUCUCUAAGGCGGAAGGCUCUGCAUCUCCUACAACUCCUGGAGGAGAAUCACCCCUGAGCCCAGAGGCAGAGGAAGCGUUGACCUCCCUGGAGCUUAAGCUACAGGAACCCCCGGUGUUCACAAAGAGGUUGAAAGACCGGACUGUAACUCAGGGAUCCAGUGCCCGUCUCUCGUGUCACCUCACAGGUUACCCUGACCCGGAGGUGCUGUGGCUGUGUGGUGAUGAGCCUAUUGAGGAGUCCCCCACUGUGCAAAUAGAGUAUGAGGAAGAUGGCCAGUGUACGCUGGUUCUAGCCAAAGUUGGCCCAGAGGACGGCAAUGUGUAUACCUGUAGGGCCACUAAUGACCACGGGGAAGCAUUUUGCUCAGCCAAAUUAACUGUCCAAAAAUAGAUUCAUCAUAUCAUAGACCAGCUGUGUUGUACAUUGUUGUUUGUGGCUUCUGAUGAGUCAAAUAAAUAUUGUUACAGAGUUACGUGCAUAGAUUUAUAUUUUUAUGGCAUUCAGAUAUGGCUUCCACGCUGUGUUGAAAAUGAUGUUUUUACGUAAAACCAUGAAUCUGUCUGUUAUAUUGGCUCAUUGUGAAGAUUCCCCUUCAGCCCUAUCAGUUUGUAAUUGCGAUUUCCAUUCUGAAAAGCAGGCGGGUCUGAAAAUAUCCUGAUUAAUUUGCAUUGUGAACAUUCAAAUUGCAAUUCCAAAGCGUCCCAUUAAAAAAAACUUACAAUAAAUGUUAUUUAUAGCCUAAGCCUAAUUCAAUGCUUAGUGCCAAAGAGCUUUAUUUUUGUUUCUAAAUUAAACCACUCUUGCACAAAAUCUCAUGUUCUUUUAGUGAAAUGCACCUAGAUAGGUUUAUUUUGACAGGGUCCAACAUACUCCUACAUAGUACAUACACACCUCCUACUGUUGUAAAUACUGCAUUUCUUCACACACAAACAUUAGUAGACCAAAUAAACAGAUGGAAAUAUCCCCCGGUAAACACUAUCCUUAGUCUCAGCAUGCAGUUUGAUAUCUGAAAACAUAAAUGACAGUAACAGUUUUUGCUGUUUGUGUGAGUUAGCUCUGUGUUCGACCUCAGGAAAUGUGUCCAUAACAAAUAUAUUUUGUCAAAAUCUUUUUGUCUCUGUCUGCUGGUUGAAUUUCAAACAAUACCAUCAGGACCUUCAGCCCGACACUUCGGUAAAGCCAUCCACCUGCUUUACUAAAAUAUAGAGUAUUUGUGAAUUUAACUCGUGUUUGUCAUGGUUAUAUUUACUUGAUACCUGCCUCACAACCCAAAUAAACGGAUACCAAUGUA